CCCCGCCCCACCCCGCCCAGCAGAGGCGCGAGUGCGGCGGUGCGGCCGCUGUCUCCCGGGUCCUGGCCGCUGCAGCCAUGGGCAACUGCUACACGGUGGGACCCAACGAGGCACUGGUGGUGUCAGGGGGCUGCUUCAGUCCAGAUGCGAAGAAGUAUGUGUUUGGAGGCUGGGCCUGGGCCUGGUGGUUCAUCUCAGAUACACAGAGGAUUACCCUAGAGAUAAUGACGUUGCAGCCCCGUUGCGAGGACGUAGAGACCGCCGAGGGGGUAGCUUUAACUGUGACGGGUGUCGCCCAGGUGAAAAUCAUGACUGAGAAUGAACUGUUAGCUGUGGCCUGUGAGCAGUUCCUGGGGAAAAAUGUCCAUGACAUCAAGAAUGUGGUCCUGCAGACCCUUGAGGGCCACCUGCGAUCCAUCUUAGGGACCCUGACGGUGGAGCAGAUCUACCAGGACCGGGACCAGUUUGCCAAGCUGGUGAGGGAAGUGGCCGCCCCUGAUGUGGGUCGUAUGGGCAUCGAGAUCCUUAGCUUCACCAUCAAGGAUGUAUAUGAUAAAGUGAAUUACCUGAGCUCCCUGGGCAAGUCACAGACAGCCCAGGUCCAGAGAGACGCUGACAUUGGAGUGGCCCAGGCAGAGCGAGAUGCUGGCAUUAGGGAAGCCGAGUGCAAGAAGGAGAUGUUGGACAUGAAGUUCCUGGCGGACACGUACAUCGCCGAUUCCAAACGCUCCUUCGAGCUGAAGAAGUCAGCCUUCACAGAGGAAGUCAGCAUAAAGACAGCCGAGGCCCAGCUGGCCUAUGAGCUCCAGGCUGCCAAGGAGCAGCAGAAAAUCCGGCAGGAGGAGCUGGAGAUUGAGGUGGUACAGAGAAAGAAACAGAUCGAUGUGGAGGAGCAGGAGAUCCUCCGGACAGCCAAGGAGCUCGUGUCCACUAUCCGGCAGCCCUCAGAGGCCGAGGCCCACCGCAUCCAGCAGAUCGCUGAGGGAGAGAAGGUAAAGAAGGUCCUCUUGGCCCAGGCAGAAGCAGAGAAGAUUCGGAAGAUAGGGGAGGCAGAAGCCAUGGUGAUCGAGGCCCUGGGGAAGGCCGAGGCUGAGCGGAUGAAGCUCAAGGCUGAGGCCUACCAGCUGUAUGGCCAUGCUGCCAAGCUGUCCCUCGUGCUUGAUGCCCUUCCCUCGAUUGCUGCCAAAGUGGCUGCCCCACUGACCAAAGUGGACGAGGUUGUGGUGCUCAGCGGUGACAACAGCAAGGUCACUAGCGAGGUGACUCGCCUGCUCGCGGAGCUGCCGGCUUCUGUUCACGCUCUCACUGGGGUGGACCUGUCCAAGAUCCCUCUGGUCCAGAAGGCAGCAGGGACGCAGGGCUGAGGGGUCCUUGCCCAAACCCCCGCACUCCGACACGGGUUCUCCUACCCAGGGACAAUGGAAGUUUUACUGACUCUGGUGCCUGAUUUUGUUGGGGCCAGGAGUGCGCCCGGCCCAGUCCAUCCACAUGGCUCUGUCCUGUCAUCUUCUGCCUCUCCUUUCUUCUUCUGUCCUUCUCCAUCUCUCCGCCUCUUCCUCCUCCUCUCUUCCCCAUCUCUUGUGUUUGUGUGCGCACUCUCCUCACCUCCACCAAUCAUAGUCGAAGCUAAGGAUGUUUGCAAUCACUGUUUGUCUUUGGGGGGCAGCCUGCCUGCUCCUCACAAUCCUGGUGCCUUGAAAUUCCUUGGCCAUCCAUUUGUCCACCCUGUGGCACUCGCCGGAGCGCAGCACGAAGGAGGAGGGAGGCCUUGAGUUGUUCUGCUGGGCUCAUCAGAAGCCACAGCCUCUUGAGCUUCUGCCAGCCUGGGACUGGGCUGUCUUCCCUAGAUGUCCCCUGGCCUUGUACCCUCCCACUCCAGCCGGCCCUCCAGGGUGGGGAGCACUGGGCUGGGGUCCCUGGUUCCUUUGUUCAGGCUCUUCUGGCUCACCCGACAAACCACAGCUUUCUACAAUCUCUCCUCUCCCCAAGAGGACAGUGGAGAUGCCUUUUGUUUCUCCAGCUGCCAGAAUCCAUUAUUGGGUAUGGAUUGUUGGGAGGCCAAAGGGAGGAUCAGGCUGCCCCCUGUCCUCUGCAGGGGCUUCACCUUGCCCAGUACUGUGCCAAGAGUAGAAGGAGGCUGUCUGGGCCAGUGUGCAUGGCCCUCCCUCAUAACUCAGGGUUACCUCCUACUUGGGCAUGACUCUGGGGGCAGGGAGCAGGCAGAAGGAGAAGGUUCCCUACUGGCUGAAGGUGCAAGUUUGCACUGGGGCUGAGCCCAGCAGAGAAGCCAGAACCCCAGGACUGCCUGCCCAGGAAGGGCCGCAGUAGAGAGGAACAGACUAAGCUCCUGACCCUUUGUCAUGGGUGGUCUGCAUCCCAGUGAGUGGAUAGUGAUUUGCCACCACUGGGUGGAUUCCGGUGUUGCUAGCCCCUAGGUGCUGCCCUUUGUCCACUCCCCCACGUUCCUUAUGCCACCUUACUCUUUAACCCUGCCACAGGACGUGUCCCAGGCUCCAUAUUCUUGUUCCUUCUGCUUGAUGCUCAGGAGCCUGUCCUAGAAAAUCUAUCCUCCCAGCUUGUAUGUUCUGAGAGCUGCCCAUGGGGCAAGGAGGUGACCUUCCUCUUUCUAAUUUGUCCCCAAAUCCCAGGGCCAUCGCUCUUAGCCAAAAGAGAGAAGGUGGAGAGACAGGGGUCACCCUAGUUGGCCAGAGUCUAGGCCAGGUGUAUCCUGGGGUGUUAGGUGUGGACUGAGCUGAGGAGGGCAUAAGCUGGGAGCAUGGAGUGCUGUGGUCAUCCCAUCUGGGCACAGGCUCAAGCCUACAUGGACAGGGUUCCAGUUAUUCCCUGAGGCUGCCCAGGCUGCUGGCCUACAUCACGUCACUGUCUCUGCAUGUGAAUGCUGCAUGUCUGGCCUGGGCCCUUCCCCUUCCCUCUGGUAUAAUAAAGACUCCUUGCACCCAA
Molecule: messenger RNA, 2961 nt
Organism: Trichosurus vulpecula (common brushtail)
Lineage: Eukaryota; Metazoa; Chordata; Mammalia; Diprotodontia; Phalangeridae
Gene: FLOT2
Product: flotillin 2
Exons: 11
Coding region: 78-1364 (428 amino acids)
Biological process (GO): regulation of myoblast differentiation; protein localization to plasma membrane
Cellular component (GO): plasma membrane
Source: RefSeq, a predicted model, not a curated record